AUGCAGAAAAACAAAAAACCAUCGCAACAAAGCCACGUGCAGUCAGAAAAAACUUCUUUACUUUUCUGGACAACUACUCAACCAAAUUUGAAUGGCGUUAUAAAUCUAGAAGAAUUCAGCGGAAAAUGGUGUGCUUUUUAUUUACAACACUUUGUUGUGUACCAGAUAUUCGAAUAUCACGAGGAAAAAUUAAUUGCUCCACCGAAAUUUUACAUUUUCAUUCAUGAAGAUAGCAAAAUAACAAGGAGUGCAGAAGUGCAACGUCUUAUAGAAGGAGUAAUUUAUUGUCAAAUUGUGUUUCCCGAAAACAGUGUGUCAUCCAAGACAAUAAGACUAUUUAGAGAUGGAUUUGAACAAAAAAUGUACAUGACACAGAAUUUGUCGAAUAGCAAUUUUACUGACUUUGACAUGGACACUGUAAGAUUGGCUUGGAGCAUGAGCUCGGUCAAAGUCAUAGAAAACAAUGCACAAACAAUAGAGACAUUUCUUAAAAAGUAUAAAUUAAGCUACUCAUCAGAUCAUGGAUCCCAAAUGCGAGACUAAGAAGUGUAUCUUGAAGCUUACGUAUAAAAACAUUCUUUUUAUAUCUUUUAUUUGAAUGAUUUUUAUGUAGAAGUCCAGACUUUUUUAAUUAGAAUAAUUACUCAUGAUACACAUGGUGAACAUUGAUGUUGAUACGUUGUAGGCUAGAGCUGCAGAGAAUAACGCCAUCAAUAAAACAUCAAAGAAAUGUAGAAG
Messenger RNA from Phymastichus coffea, 738 nucleotides. RefSeq lists its product as uncharacterized. Bases 1 to 543 code for a protein of 180 amino acids. Lineage: Eukaryota; Metazoa; Arthropoda; Insecta; Hymenoptera; Eulophidae. The transcript is spliced from 3 exons. The record is from RefSeq and is a predicted model, not a curated record.